Messenger RNA from Purpureocillium takamizusanense, 658 nucleotides. RefSeq lists its product as uncharacterized. Bases 146 to 508 code for a protein of 120 amino acids. The record is from RefSeq and is a predicted model, not a curated record. The transcript has 2 exons. Lineage: Eukaryota; Fungi; Ascomycota; Sordariomycetes; Hypocreales; Ophiocordycipitaceae.
CGACCGACCGACCACCACCGCCCCGGCACGGCCACAACGCACCGAACCCGGACCGCCUCCGAACUUCAUCGAGGCCUCCUCCCCUAUCAAACGACAAUCCGCCGAAUCUCUCUUGUCGAACACACGGACGACCCCCCUCCCUCCAAUGGCCCUCCUGCGACACGCCGCGCGCGCUGCGCGCUGCUCCCGCCAGCCCAUCGCCGCCGCCGCCGCCCCCUCCUCGCGCGCCUUCUCCGUGUCCACCCGACGACAAGGCGGCGGCCACGGCAGCGAGUCGCAGUUCGACCCCCCCACCGGCUGGCUCUGGGGCAUCAAGCCCGGCGAGAAGGCCGAGGCCGAGGGCUGGGAGUGGCCCAUGUACCUCUUCUGCGGCAGCCUGCUGGCCACGGGCAUCGCCCUCGCCUUCAAGCCCGACACCACUGUUUCCACCUGGGCCCUUGAGGAGGCACGACGGCGGUUAGAAGCCGAGGGCAUCCUGCCUGACCCCUCACCGGAGAAGAAGAACUAGGGGCGGGGUUGGCACUUGGACGAUAGACGGGGGGAAGCCGGCAGCGACGGACAUGCCGGUCCGUGAGCCGCCAUCUGUACAUGUUUGGCCUUUGCUUUUGUUGCUCGGGGGACAGUCCUCACGGCAUGACUACUAGACUUGAAUGCAAGG